Messenger RNA from Equus quagga, 1359 nucleotides. It is a transcript of the gene LYZ, whose product is annotated as lysozyme. The transcript is spliced from 4 exons. Gene Ontology annotation, biological process: defense response to Gram-negative bacterium; defense response to Gram-positive bacterium. NCBI's taxonomy places the organism in Eukaryota, Metazoa, Chordata, Mammalia, Perissodactyla, Equidae. The coding region runs from base 41 to 487 and encodes 148 amino acids. The record is from RefSeq and is a predicted model, not a curated record. Gene Ontology annotation, molecular function: lysozyme activity.
UGCUCCCUGGUCAGCCUAGAGGUCUGGCUUUGCAGUCACCAUGAAGGUUCUCCUGACUCUGGGGCUUCUCCUGCUGUCUGUCACUGUCCAGGGCAAGGUCUUUGAAAGAUGUGAGCUGGCCAGAACGCUGAAAAGACUUGGACUGGAUGGCUUUAGGGGAGUCAGCCUGCCAAACUGGGUCUGUUUGGCCAGAUGGGAAAGUAAUUACAACACACGAGCUACAAACUACAAUCCUGGAAGUCAAAGCACUGAUUAUGGGAUAUUUCAGAUCAACAGCCGCUACUGGUGCGAUGAUGGCAAAACCCCACAAGCAGUGAAUGCCUGUCGGAUUCCCUGCAGCGCUCUGCUGCAAGAUGACAUCACUCAAGCCGUGGCGUGUGCAAAGCGGGUGGUCAGUGACCCACAGGGCAUCCGAGCAUGGGUGGCGUGGAGAAAUCGUUGUCAGAACCGCGACCUCACUCAGUAUGUCAAGGGUUGCAGAGUGUAACUGAGGAGGUGUCCUUCUUCAGCUCAUCUUGUCUUUUUCACAUUAAGGGAGUCGUAGUUGAGUGAAAGGUCACACUACCAUUCUUUCAAACAAAUAAGGUUUUUACAGAAGGGAGAGGAAAAUGUGUUCUUUCUUCUAAGAGGCUUAAUGUUGACUAAUGUGUUUACUUCAUAGGAAGUCUACAGUUUUUUCAGUUUGCGAAUAGAACUAAUGCUGGUGACAAUUUAUCUAAAAUCUUGGUUAUCAAAUACAUCUCCAGUACAUUCGGUUCUUAACCAAAAAUAUAACCCACACUUAAUCUUGAGUGAUACAAGUCCAUCCCAAUCAUCAACAAAAAUAGAUAUAAAAAUGGUCAAUAACAACAGACUAUCUGAAAACAAACUGAUUUAGGCAAAAUCCCAGCUGUGCAGACAUCUGACGCCCUCGUCUGUUCUGUCAUCUCCAAAAACAGUAAUCCCAACCACUCUUUCUUGGGCAAUAUUAUAUUUAAAAAGUAGCAGAAUACCAAAUGGCUAAAAAUGGAGACAGCCUGAAUAAAGAAUGGUGUUUUCACAAAGUGUGACCUUUGGUUGAAAGGAUCUCUUAGAAACAUUGCUUUUAAACAGCUUCAAACAUAAACUCACAUUUAUAUAGCCAUCUCUUUAACCCUUUAAAGAACUCUUUUAUGCAUCUCGGUGAUCUUGGAGCAAUGUAAAGAAGGACUGGACGAGCUGCUGCUGUUUCUCGAUUUCACUAGCUUAGAAUCAAGCGUUAUGACUAAAUCUGGGGCAGAUGAGUUCACCACUACUGAAAUAAUUCCUAAUUAACCAUGGGGGUGAAAUUAUGCAUGUUGUAUACAACAGAAACAGUAUCAUUAAAGGCCUUGCAACUCA